Pipra filicauda (Wire-tailed manakin) is the source of this 5775-nucleotide messenger RNA. RefSeq names its product mucin-19-like. Lineage: Eukaryota; Metazoa; Chordata; Aves; Passeriformes; Pipridae. The record is from RefSeq and is a predicted model, not a curated record. The annotation marks the transcript as partial. The transcript has 5 exons.
GCCCCUUCCCCGCCCGGCCCAAGUGGGCGCCCCUGGCCGAGCUGCACCCGGCGGCGCCGCAGCCGCCCCCGCCCCGGGGGGGCACCCCGGGCACCCCCAAAUGGGUCCCCAUCGGGGGAGGGGCACAGCAGCCCCUCCCCCCGCAGCCGGCACCGCCCGGCACCGAGGCGGGGACCCCCACGCGGCCUCCGAGGGGGACCCCGGGGGCACCAAACCCGCCCCGGAAGGGGCGUCGGGGACCCCCGGGGUCUCCAAACCCACCCAGGAGGGGACGCUGGGGACCCCCGGGGUCACCAAACCCACCCAGGAGGGGACACUGGGGACCCCCGGGGUCUCCAAACCCCCCCCAGAAGGGUCACCGGGGACCCCCGGGGUGACCAAACCCAGCGGUGUCCCCCCCCCCAGUGUCACCCCCCCCAGUGUCACCCCCCCCAGUGUCACCAAACCGGCCUCGGAGGGGCCGGGGGGGACCCCAAACGUCCCCCCCACUGUCCCCACCCCCGGCCUGACCCCCCCGGCGACCCCCAAAUCACCGGGGGCGGCGUCGCCCCCCGGGGCCACCAAAGUGUCCCCAGGGCCACCCCCAGCCAAGGGUGACGCCAAACUGGGAGCGACCGACGCCAAACUGGGCGUCAACGGCACCAAACUGGGAGCCAGCGAGGGCAAACUGGGAACCAACGAGAGCAAACUGGGCGGUGGAGACGCCAAACUGGGCGCUGGGGACCCCAAAUUGGGCGCUGGGGACCCCAAAUUGGGUGCUGGGGAUGUUAAAUUGGGUGCUGGGGACCCCAAACUGGGCGCUGGUGACAUCAAAGUGGGUGCUGGGGACCCCAAACUGGGCGCUGGGGAUUUUAAACUGGGCGCUGGGGACCCCAAACUGGGCGCUGGGGACCCCAAACUGGGUGCUGGUGACCCCCAAGCCCUGCUGUCCCCUCCCCAGGGCGUCCCCAAGGCGCCGUCCCCGCCCGGCCCCAAGGCGGAGGUGCCCCCCCCCGCCCUCCCCAGGGCCGUGCCCGCGUCCCCCCCCGUCCCCCCCAAAUCCCCCGCGGACCCCAAACCCCCUCCCCUCCUCCCGCCCCCCAAACCCUCCCCGGAGCCCAAAGCGGUGCCGCCCCCCAGACCCUCCCCCGCUGAGGCCCCCAAAGGCCCCCAACCCUCCUCUGUCCCCCCCAUGGCCCCCCGGGUGUCCCCCAGGGCCACCCCGCCCCCCCCGCCCCCGGGGUUGCCCCGGGCUCUGUCCCGGGGCCCGGGGGGCACCCUGGGGUCCCUGCUGCCCGCCGCCCGCCUCAGCCUGCCCUCGUCCCCCGUGGCCGCCUCGGCGCUGCCGCCGCUGCUGCCGCCGCCCCGGCUGGGCCACGCCAAGGGGGGCGCGGCCCUGGGGGCCACCGGGGGCUACGGGGUGGCCCCCAGGGCUGGGGGGGUCGCCGGCAGCCUGAUGGACAACAAGGUGACCACCAGAGGGGUCGGGGUCACCGCUGGCACCAGUGGCACCAGCAUCGCCGUGGGGGCCACCAGUGGCACCGUGGGGGCCACCAACGUCACCGUGGGGGCCACCAGUGUCGCCCCGAAGGCCACCGGUGUCACCGUGGCCACCGGCCCGGACAACAAGGCCACCGGCCCAGGGGACAGUAAGGCCGCUCUGGGUGGCAGCGCUAAGGCCACGCCCGCGGACAGCGGGGUCACCUCCAAGGCCACCGGUGUCACCACCAUGGACGGCAGGGCCACCGGUGUCACCACCAUGGAUGCCAAGGCCACCAGUGUCACCACCAUGGACGGCAGGGCCACCAGUGUCACCACCAUGGACGGCAGGGCCACCGGUGUCACCACCAUGGAUGCCAAGGCCACCAGUGUCAUCUCUGGGGCCACCAACUUGGACAGCAGGGCCACCAGUGCCCCCAGUGUGGCUGUGGGUGCCACCAGCACGGAGAACAAGGCCACCAGUGCCACCAGUGUCACCAGUAUGGAGAACAAGGUCACAGGGGCCACCAGUGUCACCAGUCCGGCUGUGGGUGUCACCGGCACGGAGAACAAGGCCACCAGUGCCACCAGUGCCACCAGUGUCACCAGCGUGGAGAACAAGGCCACCAGUGCCACCAGUGUCACCAGUGUGGAGAACAAGGCCAGCGGGGUCACCGUGGGAGCCGCCACCGCCGCUGUUGUCACCAGUGUCACCCCCAAGGCCACCGGGGCCGCCACCGUCAGCCCCGGUGUCACCAGUGCCACCAGUGCCACCAGUGUCUCCCCCAAGGCCACCAGUGUCCUCACGGGGGCCACCAGUGUCACCACAGGGGCCACCAGUGUCACCACGGGGACCACCAGUGUCCUCUCAGGAGCCACCAGUGUCACCACAGGGGCCACCAGUGUCACCCUGGGAUCCACCAGUGUCACCACAGGGGCCACCAGUGUCACCUCCAGGAUCUCCAGUGUCCUCUCAGGAGCCCCCGGUGUCACCGUGGGAGCCCCCAGUGCCCUCCCAGUGGCCCCCAAGGCCACCCCGAGCGUCAUCGUGGGUGCCACGCCCGGCCUUGUCCCCCGGGCUGUCCCCGCGGGCGUGUCCCCCCUGGGCGCCGCCAUCCUGCGCGCCAGCGCCGACGCCACCGCCAAGGCCACCGCCAUGGCCACCAUGGGCGCCCCGCGGGCCACCGUCAUGGCCACUGCCACGGCCAACACCACGGCCACCACUAUGGCCACCACCAUGGCCAGCACCAUGGCCACCACCACGGCCACCGUCAUGACCACCAUGGCCACCACUAUGGCCACCACCAUGAGCACCGCCAUGGCCACCAUGGCCACCACCAUGGCCACCACCAUGACCACCAUGACCACCAUGGCCACCAUGGCCACCACCACGGCCACUGGGGGUGCCCUCGGGGCCACCAGUGACACCAGUAACGUCAGCGUCAUUGCCACCAAGGCCACCAGUGCUCCCAGUAUGACCAGUGCUCUCUCCAAGGCCACCACCAGUGUCACCAGUGCUCCCAGCGUGCCCCAGGCCACCGACGUGACCAGCAUGACCAGUGUGACCAGUGUGACCAGUGUGGCCAGUUCUGGGGGUGUCAGCGGUGUCCCCAGUGCUCCCAGUGUCACCAGUGCCACCAGUAUGAUGAGCCCUGCGGUUCCCAGUGUCACCAGUGCCACCAGUGUCACCAGUGCUGCGGUUCCCAGUGUCACCAGUGCCACCAGUAUGAGCCCUGCGGUUCCCAGUGUCACCAGUCUGACCAGCCCUGCAGUUUCCAGUGUCACCAGUGCGACCAGUAUGACGAGUCCUGCGGUUCCCAGUGCGACCAGUACGACCAGUGCGAGCAGCCCUGCGGUUCCCAGUGUCACCAGUGCCACCAGUAUGGCCAGUGCUGGAGCUCCCAGUGUCACCAGUGCGACCAGCAUGACCAGUGCCACCAGUGCUGCUGCUCCCAGUGUCACCAGUGUCACCAGUGCUGCUGCUCCCAGUGUCACCAGUGCGACCAGCAUGACCAGUGUCACCAGUGCUGCUGCUCCCAGUGUCACCAGUGUCACCAGUGUCACCAGUGCUGCUGCUCCCAGUGCGACCAGUCUCGCCAGUUCUGCAGCUUCCAGUGUCACCAGUGUCUCCAGUUCUGCUGUUCCCAGUGUCACCAGUGUCACCAGUGUUGGAGGUUCCAGUGUCACCAGUGCUGCAGCUUCCAGUGCCACCAGUGCCACCAGUGCCACCAGUGCUGGAGCUCCCAGUGUCACCAGUGCGACCAGUGUCACCAGUGCUGCUGUUCCCAGCGUCACCAGUGCGACCAGCAUGACCAGUGUCACCAGUGCGACCAGCAUGACCAGUGUCACCAGUGCUGCCGUUCCCAGUGCUCCCAGUGUCACCAGUGCUGCUGUUCCCAGUGUCUCCAGUGCGACCAGCAUGACCAGUGUCACCAGUGCUCCCAGUGUCACCAGUGCUGCUGUUCCCAGUGCUCCCAGUGUCACCAGUGCUGCUGUUCCCAGUGCUCCCAGUGUCACCAGUGCUGCCGUUCCCGGUGCUCCGAGCGUCGCCGGCGCCGCCGGCGCGGUUGCCGUGGCCACGGGCGCUCCCAGUGCUCCCAGUGCUCCCAGUGAGGCCCCCAAGAGCUCGUCGUCCUCGUCGUCCUCGUCCUCCUCCUCCUCCUCUUCCUCGUCCUCCUCGUCCGACUCCGACUCCGACUCCAGUUCCAGCUCCUCCGAGUCCGGCCCGCCCUCGCCGGCCCCGCCCACCGGGUCCCCGAGCGUCGCCGCCGCGGCCGCCGCGGCCACCGUGACCACCGUGAGCACCGUGACCACCGUGGCCACCGUGACCACCAGCACGGCCACCACCGUCCCCCCCGCGGGGCCACCGCCCCCCGAGGCCGCCCCCGCCGCCGCCGCGGUGCCCCCGACCCCUGGGGGGCCCCCCCCGACCACCCCCGGGGUGCCCCCGACCCCUGAGGUGCCCCCGACCCCUGAGGACGAGGCCGCGGCCGCCGCCGCCACCGAGAGCCCCGCACGGUACCCAGAGCCCGCCCCCGCCGCGGCCCCGCCCGCCGAGGCCACGCCCACCGCGGCGGCGGCGACCCCCUCGGCGACCCCCGGCGCGACCCCUUCGGUGACCCCCACGGUGACCCCCGGGACCCCCUCGGUGACCCCCUCCCCCGCCGCUGCCGCCGCCACCGCGACCUCGGCCACGCCCACCACGGCCUCGGCCACGCCCACCGCCGCCUCGGCCGCCGCCACGCCCACCUCGGCCACGCCCCUGCUGUCCCUCACCCCCUCCAAGCCCACCCUGGUGGGCGGAGUCACGGCCUUGCCCCGCCCCCCGGGGUCCCUCCUGUCGCUCACCUCCGCGGGUGGGCGUGGCCUGCGCCCCUCGGCCCGCCCCUCUCCGGGCUCUCUGCUCUCGUUGGCCACCGCCCGCGGGGGCGUGGCCGGCCGGGGGGGCGGGCCCUUCCCCCUAUUGGCCGCCCGCAGCCCCGGCUCCGCCUCCUUCCAGCGCGCGGCCACGCCCUUCCUGGCCACGCCCACGCGGGGGGGAGGAACUGGGGGAGGGGGGUGGAGCCCCAGGACCCCGCCCAGCCCUUUCCUGCGGGGGGGCGUGGCCGGGGGGGCGUUCCCCCGCCUGGGAGGGGGCGGGGCCUGCCUGCACCGUUUCCACGGCAACCUGGGGGCGGGGCUGGGCUGCUCGGCCCGCCUGGGGGGCGGGGCCUGCCUCCACCGCUUCCACGGCAACGCGGGCAUGGGCGUGGCCUCGGUGGCGGCGGCGGCCAAUCGGAUCAGCCCCUGCGGCCACCGCGGGUGCUGCUACCACGGCAGGGGCGGGGCCUCGCUGGGAGGGGGCGGGGCCGCCCCCCGGAGCCCCUCCCCUUUCGCCAUGACCCCCGCCAUGGCCUCCAGGAUGGCCCAGUACGGCCUGGGCUCCUCCCAGUAUAACCUCGGCUCCUCCCAGUACGCCGCCGGCGCCGCCCAGUACUGCACCAGCGCCUCCCAGUACGGCACCAGUGCGGCCCAGUACGGCACCAGCGCGGCCCAGUACGGCACCGGCGCCGCCCAGUACGGCACCGGCGCCUCGUCCCUGGCGGCGGCGGGGGCCCAGUACCAGUACCAGCAGUACGCCCAGUUCGCCUCCCAGUACUCCCAGUACUCCCAGUACGGCUCCAGCGACGGCUCCCAGUACGCGGGGGCGGGCUCGGAGGCCUCCCAGUACGCCAGCACGGCUGCCCAGUACGCCGCCAGCGCCGCCCAGUACGCGGCCUCGGGGGCGGCCGCCGCGGCCGCCGACCCCGCCCAGUACGCGGCGGCCACUGGGAACCA